GCAAGCGUCGUGAAAAAAGCCACAAAAAUAAAUGCAGACAAGACAGGCAUUUCGAAAACUUUUGCAAGAAAUCAAGCUGAAAAGUAGUCCCGACGCUCCAAGAUGAAUGGAGGCAACAUGCUAUAUGUCGGCGACGAAAUUGGAGCCUUAGUUUUCGAUCCAGGGCACCAUUCGUUGCGUGUGGGCUACGCGCAAGAGGAUUCGCCGAAGGCUGAGAUACCCUCUGUUGUCGGCAUUGGAGCAUCCCAAACUCCGGAUACGAAUCUUGAUCCAGAUACCAAAACUGACAACAAUGUGACGCCCAACAGCCCACUCGUCGUAUUCCGAGUCCUGUUCCGGCUGCGCUGCUUUACUAUACAGAAAAGGAUACUUGGUUAUCAGCUCCAGCAGACGUAAAUCGUUCAGAACUAUCAUCGAAUUGCAAUUUGUGUUGGAUAUAUUUAUUUCCAUUGGGCUGACUGAGGAGUCUCUACCGCUUUCGCUGUCCAUUGCUGUGCCAGCUUCGGUACCCAUUUCGUUUUUCGGAUCAGCCAUUAUUCGGCGACGCGACGGAUUUGAUCUUCAAAAUUUUUUGUUGUCCCCGAAUUUUAUAAACAUAUGAAUAUAUCGAUACCUGUUUUUUUAUGAUAAUAUAUUUGUAGGUGGUAGUUUUUCGACUGGCGAAAAAAUGUUG
This is a messenger RNA of Drosophila miranda, 673 nucleotides long. RefSeq names its product actin-like protein 6B. The transcript has 2 exons. The record is from RefSeq and is a predicted model, not a curated record. Lineage: Eukaryota; Metazoa; Arthropoda; Insecta; Diptera; Drosophilidae. The coding region runs from base 103 to 396 and encodes 97 amino acids.